Messenger RNA from Acanthosepion pharaonis, 561 nucleotides. NCBI's taxonomy places the organism in Eukaryota, Metazoa, Mollusca, Cephalopoda, Sepiida, Sepiidae. The record is from the annotation of a GenBank genome assembly.
AUGUAUGGUGAACCUUGCUGUAAAAACUAUCUAUCUAUCUAUCUAUCUAUCUAUCUAUCUAUCUAUCUAUCUAUCUAUUUCUUGCAAACAUUCCAUGGUAAUUUAGAGGUGUAUGUUAGAUGGCGGGAUAUACGGCAUCUAUCUAUCUAUCUAUCUAUCUAUCUAUCUAUCUAUCUAUCUAUCUAUCUAUCUUUAUCUAAAAUACUCCUUGGCAAUUUAGAGGUGUAUGUUAGAUGGCGGGAUAUACGGCAUCUAUCUAUCUAUCUAUCUAUCUAUCUAUCUAUCUAUCUAUCUAUUUUGUUGAUUUCUAUACCGACACUGUUUUUAUCUAUCUAUCUAUCUAUCUAUCUAUCUAUCUAUCUAUCUAUCUAUCUAUCUGAUGGACACUCCGAAAUGCAGAAGGCGGCGUUUAACGGUCAGUCUGCUGCUAAUUAUAAUAUCUAUCUAUCUAUCUAUCUAUCUAUCUAUCUAUCUAUCUAUCUAUCUAUCUAUCUCAGUCUAUCUAUCGAUAUAGUGUUUUAUAUAUAUGGAUUUUCACUGUUGUUGUCCCAAACAUUUUAA